CAUUUAUGUUAAUAAUCUCAAAUCAAAGAAAAUACAUAUAAAAAAAUAUAACAAUAAAUAUCAUGGCUUUAGAAUUCGAUAUUUGUAAUUUGGGGUUUGUUGUUUAAUUUAAGUUGUUUCGGUUGUUUACUGUUGUACUAUGAUUUAAAAAAUAUCAAUAAAAAGACAUGUUGUCAUUGGAAGCACUUUCUGUGAUCAUUAAUAUAGCUUGUUCUCUGGACUUGUAUCAAGGAAUUGAGUGUCCAUUACAUGGGUUAUCCUUAUCACACUUUUAUAUGCUGAUGAUGUCGUCCUUUUGGGCUCUUGGUCGCGUGAUAAUAUGAUGAAUAUUUGUCGUUUAUUUAGGUGCGUUUCUAUUUAGCAUCUGUAGGAGAAAUGCUAGUUAUAUGGUGGUGGUGUCUUGGAUUGUCAACUGUAGGUUAUGGCAUCUUUUAUCCGGUGUAAGGUAGGCAAGUUCCCUUUUAAACAUCUUGAGCUAAUUGUAGGUGGUAAUAUGAAUUUGGAAAAAAAUUUGGAAAAUAGUGGUUGGCGUCUUGCUUUAUGGAAACCUAAGUGUUUAUCCUUUGGUGGCCACAUAACAUUGAUCAAGGCGGUAUUGAAUAAGAAAAUGGUCUGGGUCGCAUGGGAUCAGGUCAUAAACCGGUUGAAUGUGGUGGUUUGGCGCUGGGUUCUUUACUUGAUGUAAAUGUGGCAGUGUUGUCCAAAUGGCGGUGGAGGUUUAAGGUAGAUCACAAUGGGCUUUGGAGAAAAGUAAUCUGGUUUAUUCAUGGGUCGGCUAGAUCAUGGAAUUUUAUUCCGUUAAGGUUUACAAUUCCUAGAACAUGGAAGAAUGUUUGCAAGAUUUUCAACUCACAUGGUAUUAACUGGUGUGAAUAUGGAAAGAUUAAUGAAAGGAGUAGUUGGUAAUGGAUCUAAUAUGCUGUUUUGGAAAGACUGGUGGAUUGGAAAGGAUAGAUUAAUGGAAAUAUAUACACAAUUGUAUAGCUUAGAAAAACGGAAGGCUUGCUUGGUUUCAGAUAGAAUAUGUAACAUUGGCAGUUCGAUCUUAAUCAAAUGGGAAUGGCACAGGAAGCUAGUUAGCCCUCUUGAGCUUUCUGCCUUGAAUCAACUAACCGCCCAUCUCAGGUCAGUUUCUCUUUCUUCAACACCUGAUCGAUGGGUCUGGGACUCGAGUGGAUCAGGAGUGUUCUCGGUUCAGGAAAUGAAAUAGCUCAUGUUGGAGGCAGUGUCAAAGCCUCACGAUGAACCCUUUGUAUGGUGCAAUUGGGUACCUAAAAAGGUUGGGGUGGUGGCUUAAAGAGUGAGAUAUAUAUUUACACCUUUGUAAAGCUACCCGAGUAGCUCAUCACCUUUUAAAUCGUUCUUAAAUGGCAUAAUUUCAUGUUCUUUUUCAGCUUCACAGAUCCUGGUCCGCAUGGAAGUGGCAGGUACUCUGAGCACAUGUUACUCGAAGUUGAGAUGAAACUCUUCAUAAAGGAUGCUCAGCUGCAUGAUCCCAACGGGAUUGCAAACUUGUCGGUUACACACGUUGAUUGGUGCGAACAAAAAUGGCAUCCAAAAUCUUACGAGAAAAAGGAUAUUACGUCUAUUACUCAAAAGUGUUCAAGUUACACGCAAAUAAAAGAAAAACCAUGAUCAUGCCUUGUAUGUGGGAACAUGGGUGAAUCAGCCAUGUUAUAUUUGCAAUAAAAUUCUUACCAGAGACUCUAGACACUAGACAGCAUGAUAGACCUUAUCUCAAACUACACAGGCUUGUAAACCCGUGUUUGGCAUAAUUUUGGCAGGACAGAACUGGCUUCUGACAAAUUAAAAAUCGUAUGCUAGCUGGUAAAAAGCGUUUAGAAGAGAUUGAGUAUGAGGGUCCAUGGGUGGGAAAGUGAAAUUCUGGAAGAAAAUUGUGACAAAAAAGUAGAGCUGCUAAAGAACACAACUUGCCUAUCACAAGAUGUUCAAAGCAUGAGGGAAAAUAUGUUGUUUAUACUACAACAACAGUAUGGAACACAAUUCGCCACCGUCAAGACGAUGUUCCAUGGGUGAAGGUUAUUUGGUUUCCCCAUUGUAUUCCACGAUUCGCAUUUCAUUCAUGGCUCGUUUGUAAAACCAAGUUGAAGACUCAAGACAAAAUGCGACAUUGGGACACUUCAGGAUCCACCAACUUGAACCUGAUGUGUUGUUCGUUAUGCCAACGAAGCCCUGGCUCAUAUGAGCACCUUUUCUUUGAUUGUGUAUUCUCUAAGCAGGUUUGGGCUCAAAUUAAACCACUAGCAGGAGUUCCUUUGAAUAAAGACAGAUGGAAUUAUAUAAUCCAAUGGCUGCUAUCUAUUCGUAAUCCAAAUUCUGCCAAAAGCAUCAUUGGUCGACUUUUUGUGGCAGCUACUUCAUACUACAUAUGGCAAGAGAGGAAUAGUAGACUCUUCUCCUCUUCUACGAGAACUGCAGCUCAACUGCGUGAUAUCAUUGAUGAUGUACCAUCCCAUAGGCUCCGGACUCUCCGGCAAUGACGGUUCGGAGACAGAAACGAGACUAGCAAUAGGCUCCGAACCCUACGACGGCCUAGCUGACAAACAGUACGAUGAAUCACGUGCACUAGUACACACGACUCAUGCUUGUGUCUCCAAGCCAACGAUUUCCACAGAGCUGUCUAACGAUGACGACCUCCUGUCGGAGGUUGCCGUUAAGUCGACCGUUAGGCCCAGCUUCUAGACAUCUCGGCCCAUCUCAUGAAACCCUUCGUGGGAGGCUUAUAAAUACCCCUCCACAACAACUUAGAAAGGGCAAUGCAUUCAUACCUACACUUAAGAUAUUUACUCCAACACUUGGUGGCGUGAGGCUAAUCCUUCACACCAUUAGGGAACCGCCAACAAGUACAAAACCCUCUAUUUUCACCCUCCAACAGCUUAUUAUCAUUCUCUCAUACAAGAUUAAUCCCCUAUUAAUUUAAGAGUAAAUUUACCCCUUAAACAAGUGGCGCCAUCCGUCAAAAAAACUUUAAUCUUGUACGAAAAUGGCGGAGGAUGGUCACCCACGGUCACCUCCGGGUUUCGAAACAUCAAGAACAACACCAAACAUCCCUCCGACAGCCAGACAGCUGGAGGAAUUUACACCGCUCCUAAGAGAAUAUCUCAGGAAAGUGGAAAGACAGAAUGUACGAACAAGGUUAACAUACUCCGACGAGACGGAAGCAACAGAAGAAGAAUUUGAAGCUGACACACCAGUCCGCGGACCAUCUGGAAGCAGGUCAAGGGCAAGAGCCUAGGGAUGGGCAUGGGACCGGUCCCGGUACCGACGGUACUGGUCCCGAAAAACCCAAAAACGUGGUACCGGUACCGGUCCCAAAUAAGGCGGGAUCGGGACGGUACCGGGAAAUCCCGUAGUUCGCGGGAUUUUCCCGGUCCCGUCCUGGUCCCAAUCCUGAAAAUCAUCAAAUUUCAAUACCGGUCCCGAUCCCACGUGGGACUCGGUACCACUUCCCGGUACCGGGAUCUGGACGGUACCGGGACUCGGGACUUGGGAUUUUCGGCUCAUCCCUACAAGAGCCUACUUUGACUCAGCUCCCCGAGGAGGUUCCGGCUGUCGAUAUGAAGAUCACCAUGGAGCUCCGAAUCUUCCGCCGUUGGCAGAUGAACACGUUCGCACCACAGGCCAGGCAUACCAUUAUAAUUAUCAUGCUUAUGGCAACUCACCUCCACGAUACGAUUAUCACCAAAACACCUCUCACCAAUAUUUUACUCCGCAACCCGCCAGAAGGUCCGGAAACACCCAUAUGCACUACUCUACCCCGCAGCCUGGCAAGGGGCAAAUGCAUAAUUAUUAUCAAACACAUGUUCCGGCCAGUACGAAACACGCCCCGCAUCCUCCGGGGUGGAUUCCGAGCGAAGAAGACAUGAUAGUACACGCAGAACCAGGCCCUUUUGUGCAAUGGAUCGAAGAUUACCCAUUACCCGAGGGGGGUUUACCUAAAGGAAUAGAAAUGUAUGAUGGGAAAGAGGAUCCGGAUAAUCAUUUGAAGCUAUUCAAUGGACUAAUUCCGAUGCAAAGGUGGAACGUUCCAAUAGCAUGUCAUAUGUUUGCACUCACUUUUAAAGAUUUGGCGAGAGUUUGGCUAGAUUCUCAGCCGUCACUACUACAAAGGCAUAAGAAAGUCUGUCACCUUUUACGGACCUGAGUCCAUACCCUAUGGCUUCUUCCUUUUGGGUCACUCAGCUCAGCGAUCGAGUCAACUGCAUCUUGGUAGAUCCUUUGUUCUUGUUGCGCGAAACAAUAACACCCACCAACAUCAUCGUCCUCCUCUUAUGCAUCCCGUCGAGUUCGAUUUAAUCUUUAAAGACACAAGAUCGUAUUAUUAUAUUUGGCGACCACGCCCUCCUCCGGGUUACAGAGCACUUGGAUUUAUUGUCACCACUUUAGCUAUGAGGGGUCCAAUUAAACCAAAACUCAGUGAUGUUAUGUGUGUUCGUGAAGAUCUUACGCAGUCUUGUGAACUUGGUGACGACCUUUGUGCAAACCUUUCCGAGUUAAAAAUCUUCAACACCAAAGCUUUUAAGACCGGGAUGUUUUCUAAAGGUGUUCCUGUUGGGACAUUUGUUUCUACUUUUUCGGAUUCAUAUCUUCCCCAUGUGGGGUGUUGCUUGAGGAAUUUGAACCCUAAUCUUGAAGCAAUGCCAAACCUAAAGCAAGUGGAUGCCUUAAUUCAGCAUUAUGGGCCCAUACUUUACUUCCACCCCAAUGAGGUGUAUUUCCCAUCUUCGGUUUCAUGGUUUUUCAAGAAAGGGGCCAAACUCUUCAAGAAAGGUAAGUCGUCUAACGGGAUACCUAUUGAUCCUCAUGGAUCAAACUUACCACGAGGCGGAACAAAUGAUGGCAGCUUCUGGUUGGAUUUACCCUCAAAGGGCGUGGAUGACGUCAAACAUGGUGACCUUGAGAGUGCAGAACUUUACGUUCACGUGAAACCAGCUUUUGCUGGUACUUUCACUGACAUUGAUAUGUGGUUUUUUUGUCCUUUUGGCAAACACGUCGGUAAUUGGGAGCAUUUCACGCUGCGGAUAAGCAACUUCAACGGUGAGCUUUACAGUGUGUACUUUUCAGGGGAUAGUGGCGGCAAAUGGGUCGAUGCUACUCGUCUUGAGUUCUUCAAGGGGAACAAGCCAAUUGUUUAUUCUGCUAAAGGCGGCCACGCUACUUUCCCUAAUGCUGGAACUUGCAUUAAAGGGCUGUCCAAGCUAGGUAUUGGACUGAAGAUGCAAGCUGAUGUAAACAUUCAGUUCAUUGACGCUAGCAACAAGUAUCAUAUUGUUGCAGCAGAGUAUCUUGGUGGUGUUGUGGAAGAACCGGACUGGUUGCAAUAUAUGCGGGUUUGGGGACCAACAAUAUCGUUUGAUUGGCGGCCUGAGCUCAAAAAGAGCAUAACCCACCUGCCGUUUCUCACUCGGCUGAUGGUGAAGAAGCUGAUCCAUCUCUUCCCAUACAACAAGGAAAGGCGGACAGGGCCCAAGGAAAGGCGUAGUUGGUUUGGAGAUGAACAACAAUGAUAAUUAAUGUUUUGUUUGUAUUUUUUUUUUCAUAUUCAAGCUAGCUAUGAGUUAGGGAACACUAGCUUUUCCUGUUUGUUGUUUGUUUAGCAGCCUACAAGAUUAGUGCUGUAGUAUAUAAGCUUAAUUUCUGUGUAAAUGUGUAUUGGUUGGUUAUCUUUUGCUAUAUAUAGUUUAUGCUGGCAUGAACCUGCCUUUGUCUUC
Messenger RNA from Erigeron canadensis, 5732 nucleotides. RefSeq lists its product as uncharacterized. Lineage: Eukaryota; Viridiplantae; Streptophyta; Magnoliopsida; Asterales; Asteraceae. Bases 4293 to 5528 code for a protein of 411 amino acids. The transcript has 5 exons. Gene Ontology annotation, molecular function: glycosyltransferase activity. The record is from RefSeq and is a predicted model, not a curated record.